Messenger RNA from Rotaria sp. Silwood1, 6225 nucleotides. The record is from the annotation of a GenBank genome assembly. Lineage: Eukaryota; Metazoa; Rotifera; Eurotatoria; Philodinida; Philodinidae.
AUGGAACAACUCUUAGUAAUGUUUCAAAAACUUAUUUUCAGCCGAUUGGUAUCAGAAUAUAGAAUAAAACCCAUUGAAAAUUCAACCACGGACAAUAAAAUUAUUGAUCAAUUAGAACCAUCAAUAUUUUCUCUUAUUAUGAAAUAUGCUACACAUAUGUUGAUGAAUUGGAAUCGUAAACCAAAUGAUUUAUUGAAUUCGAUUCUUCUUGGUCUAUGUUUAAUGUUAGAAGAAGAAACUCGAUUUGAUUUUAUAAUCAUUCAAAAAAUGCUAAUCACAAUUUUACCUUUACUAGCUGAAUUCAUAAUACAAAAUAUAAAUCAUGAUGAAACAAAUGAAACUUAUUUAUAUUUUUAUUCUUGGCUAUUAGGUAAAAUGAGUCAUUUUUUAAUCAAUGGAUCCUUAAAAGAUCCGUUAGAAAUUAAAUAUGAUGAGACAUUUAAGUCACCAUUAUUUUCUGGUGGAUGUGAACAAAUGACAAUCGAAAGAAGUUCAAAUCUUUUGAAUAUAUGCGAAUCAAAUAUAGCUCAUUAUAGUCAAUUAAAUAUGAUUGAUUAUCAACAAGAAACAACUUUCGAUUAUGAAUUUUUAAUGUCAAUCUAUAAUAACACUGGUGAUGGUGGACGAUUAAUAGAAAAAAUGAAAAUGUAUGCUAAAAACAAACAAUGUAUAAUACAAAAAUCGAUCGAACAACAAGCUAAUGAUGCAUCUGCUGGAUUAUUUGCAGUCUAUAUAAAAUAUUAUCGUCGAGUUAAUUUAGCUAAAUAUGAACUAUCUCGAAUGGAUAAUGAAAAACCGCAUGGUCAACUUUUGUCUCUUUUUAAGUAUGCCAAUCGUAUUGAAACAGUUUUUACUCGGAUUCAAGAAGAAGGUGGUGACUGUGACGCAUUGUGUAAUCAAAUUCGAAAUAGAACUCAUUUUCUUUUAUUAUCAGUCAAAGAAAGUCACUUAAUUCCUAUAAUCAACAUGCAUCAAACAAAUAUAAAUGAUGAUGAUGAGAUAAAAUUGAAAGAAAAAAAUCCUGCUUUCCGAGGCAAUAUUACAAAUAAACGAUUCCGAUUACUUCAUCACGUUCUACAAGCUUCGAUUCGAUUCAAAAAAAUGAUGUUUAUCAAUAGAAAAGUAACUGAACAAAAGCAAAAUAAUGAAAAUAUUCUUAGUCAGGCUAUUGAUACUUAUGUUUAUGAUGAUUCAUCAAAUAAUGAUAAAAACUGUGAAUCAGAUGAUCUUAUUCAAUGUAUGUCUCGACAAUAUGAACGAGCUAUAACUCGAUUGAUAGCAUAUCGAUUUAUUCAAAUUUUUAUUCAAAAACUCUUGCAAAUUGAUGAUAAAAAAAAUCAUAUUCAAAUUUUUCUAACAAUUUUUUUACCAUUUUUAAGAAAUAAAAAUAUUGAAUGGACUUAUUUAGAAAAUAUUCCAGCAAUAAAUAAUCAAUUAAAAGAAUACAUCGGAAAUAAUUAUUAUUCAAUUAUAAGACAUUGUCUUACCUAUUUCUUAGAAUUAGAAACGAUCGAAAAAACAACUAUACUUAGAACAAUAUUUUAUUUACUAAAUUUAUUCAAUACAUCAGCAGAUAUUCAUAAUUAUGAUUUGAUCGAAAAAUUAUUUACAUAUUUUGUUAGUUUUAUUAAAACAUCAGAUCGAAGUAUUUCACUUGAGAUGAAAUUAAUCGGAUACAAUUGGUUUCGGUUAUAUGUAUUGAAAUCAUGUGAAAACUUAGAAAUGAACGAAUUGAAAAGCAUGAAUAAUCCAAAUUUUGAUCGAAGCCAAGAAUUGAUCUUUCAUAAAUUGAUUUUCAAUGAACUGAAAACAUUGACACAACAAUUAUCGAUCGACAUAUCGGAUACAACUAUGAAAAAUACAAUUUAUACAAAGAACUCAUUGCAUAAUGCUGCUAUGGAAUGGUUCAUUAUGAUAACAACUACAAAUGAUUUAUCAUCCAACUUCGAUUCUGAAAUCUAUAUAAAACAAUGGUUAAUGUUACUACUACGAUGCGUUCAUAACUAUGAACAUGUACGAUCAUUCUGUGCGACUAUUGACUACAUUGAAUUGUUAUUGUACAUUUAUCAAAAUAGUAAAUAUUCGACUACAAGUUUACUUGCUUUGAAAAUUUUUCGUAAAAUAAUCAUAUUUUUCAAAGAAGCAUCUAAUAAAACAUCGAAAAUGGGGAUAAACAAAUUUUUCAAUGAUACUUUAUUUUCCAUUGGAAACCAUUGUCGGUUACAAAACACAACAAAUGAGAUUAUGACUGAAUUAAUCUAUAUUUAUCGUACAAUAAUUUCUUGUAAAUCUUCAUGGCAAAUUAUGGCAUUAGAAAUAAUCAAUAAUACAAUGAAAUUGAAUUUUGAAUCAUCGGAAUCUAUCGAUAUGAACCAAGUGAAUAGUAUUUUAGGAUCAUUACAUGUUUUCGGUGGAUAUAUUCAACCAUAUUGCUUAGGCUCAGUCGUAGAAGUCAAUAUUGAUAAUGAAGAGAAUAAUCAAACUUCAUUAGCAGUAAUCAUCGAUAUUAAUAUGGAUAUUAAGAAAGUAGUUGCAUCUUAUUUUAUUCAAUAUAUCGACACAUGUAAAACAAAAUGGAUUAGUGAAGAUCAAUUACGAAUUCAUAUCGAUGUUUCUCCACCGAAUCUACUUGAUUUACCAAAUGCAAAUGAAAUAAUCGAUUCAUUGUUCGAUAGACUGAUGUAUUUCAUUGAAAUCGAUCGAUCAACUAUUGAACCUUUACUAUUCUUACAAUUGAAACAGCGAUCAAUGGCUACUUUAUAUCAACUAUUGAUAAAUAAAGAAAUUGUAGAAAUUUUCAUACAAAAAUCUUAUGCUAGUAUGAUAUGUAAAUUAGCAAUAUCUGGUUUAUUAGGAAAGACUCAUUUAGAACCCAUGAAUUUACAUGUAUUGAAUAAAAAACAUUUUGAACAAUAUUAUUUAUAUUUAGAUCGAUGUCAACAUUUUAAACAAAUAAUUGAUGAUACGAAUAUGACUGAUGUAGAAAAUCCAUUGUUUAUUACUUGGAAUGAAAUUUCAUUCAAACAAGAUCGAUUAACAAGCGAGCGUCAACCAAAUGGAUGGAAAUCGAAUGCAUUCAAACAAGAUAUUGAACUUUUCAAACGAGGUCGAAUUGGAAAUGAUGAAGUUAAAAUCAUACAUAUGCCAUUGAAAACUGAUGAUUCAUACUUUUUAGAAGAAUGCGGUACGAUGCAUCGAUUUUCGGGACGAGUUUGUUUAGUUUCUAAAAAUAAUGCUAAUAUGUUGGCAACAUUCUUGAUUGAUAAUCUACAAUUGAACGAAGGCAAAUGGUAUUAUUGUGUUCGAUUAUUACAUGGCAAUGCUAUUCAAAUUGGAUGGGCAACAACUGGAUUCCAUCCGAGUAAGAAAAAUGGAAUCGGUAAUGAUAAAUAUUCGUGGUCGUAUGACGGAUUUCAAAAGAUGCUUUACAAUGUUGAAGCUAACCCGUUUCGAAUCGAAGAUAUUAGUUGGAAAGCGAAUGAUGUUUGUGGUUGUGGUAUUGAAAUAGAUGGUGAAGAUAUUCGAAUAAAUUAUUGGUUAAAUGGACGUUUCUUAGGAACAGCUUUUCAACAUAAUUGUGCUGUUGGUCCAAAAUUAUGCAAUAUGUUACCAAAUGGACGUCGUGCAAGGUUUUUUCCAGGUGUUAGUUUAAAAGUAGAUCAUAUUUCAACAUUGAGUUCUUGUGAAUUUAUAUUUAGUCCAGAAGAUAUGUUUGAAUGUCCGUUGCCAUUAGGUUAUAAACCUUUGUUAGUACCGAACUGUAUCUAUUUGGUACCUUAUCCUUAUAGUGCUUAUUUGAUUAGUGAUAAUGUUCAAGAAAACAUUUAUAAGAUACGCAAUGAUCAAUCAUCUAUUUUUCUACGUGACUUUAUCAAUGAUCAACAUUUGGAAACUAAAUAUAAAUUUAAGAAUCAUCAAUUAGUUUUGUCACAUGAUAGUAAUGGUUUGCCAUUGACUAUCGAUCAUCAAAAAUCAUGGGCAAUAAGUUUUGAUUUUCAAUUUUUAGCCGAAUUCGAUAAUCAUGAUUUCAUACUUUUAACAUUGGAUACAUUGGAAAAAUUUUCUAUUCGAAUACCAACAAAUAAAAUCUAUGAUCAGAUACGAAUAGCCAUUGUUUAUCAUUCAAACAAACGACAACUAAAAGUUUAUAUUGAUAACGAAUAUCAAGUAUUCAAGUGUCCAGUAAUGACACUAUUUAAUAUUCAUAUUUUACCUCAGAUUUUUGUUGGACUUGCAAAUUUUGCCAUAUGGAAAUAUGCUCUAUCAGACAAAGAUAUUCAUUGUCUAUUUUCUAGUGGUUUAUCAUAUAUCGUUCGCGAUUAUCGCCAAUUAAAUGACUAUAGAAAAAAAGCACAGACAUUGACAUUUACCCAUAAACAAGAAUAUUUUGUCGAUAAUUUUCUCAUUCCCUUCAAUGAACCAUUCGAUGAAAACAAAUGGGAAAAGAAAAAAACUGAAAUCGAUAAUAAUGAAUGCAAAUUUUUUAAAAUCAUUGAUGGAACUAAUCAAUCAACAUUACAAUUAUUCGGAAAUAAAACUUAUCUUGUUUUAAACAAAUCUUUCGAUCCAUGGUUACAAUAUACAAUUAUUCUCGAUAUUUUUGUUGCUAAUUUACCAUCAAUAAAUGAACAAUUAACAUUAAUUACAUGGAAUUCACAAACUAAAAUUUUUCUCACAUACGAUCGCCAUCUUUGUCUAUCAAUUGAUAAUGAAACAAAUAUGAAAAAUAAAUCAAUACUCAACUUAAAUACCUAUGUACGUUUGCUUAUUUCAGUUGAAAAAAAAUCCAUGAAAAUUUAUGUUAAUGGAAAUUUAGAGCUUGAAAUCUGUGCUAAUGAAAAUCAAUUGACGAUCAGCGACAAACACAUAGAUCUAUUUCGAGAAGAUGAUUUAACAAAAAAUACAAUCAGUGAAGAUCAACUUCGCAUCGCUUGUAAAUCGAUUACUUAUCUAAAUCGAGCAAUCAUUCAUAUCGAUGAACGAAUGAAAUCAUCGGAUUAUUCACUAGAAUAUCUCACUUCACUUCCGUAUUCUAUCAUAGCACCGAGUCUAAUCAAUAUUGGAUACGAUGUAUCAAAAAUAAGAUAUGCUAUGCAACACGUUUGCCCAAGAAAUAUUCAAUUAAUUGAUACCAUUCUUCAUGAAAACUAUGAAGAAUUAGUUAGAAUCGCUCGUAAAGAACAAUUAAAAUGUCAAAUUAAUAUUUUGUCCAAAUUCGAUACAUCGACCGACAAUGAAAGAAUCAAAGAUUUACUUCAAUAUUUCGAAUCUGAUACUAAUGAAAAGAUAGUUACUCUUGAUGAAAUUAUGCUGGAUCAAUCAAAUGAAAUUCAAAAAUCAUUCGGCAUAACAGCUGAAUCACUAUCUGAUCGUAAAUGGUUUUCUGAAGCCAUGUAUCGAUUAAAUAUUGAUGACAAAUUUACCAAAUGGAUUCGAGAUAAGUCAACCGUAUCGAUCGAAAGAAUUGAUCUAACUCAAUAUCUCAUAGAUUUUAAUCAACCCAUCGAAGAUCAACCCAUGAUGAUAAAUUUAGUUCACGAUAAUCAGAAAGAAAUCCAACAACCCAUACAAUAUUCUCAUCAAAAAAUGUCACAUCAACAAUAUGUUGAUUCACGUAUAGUUUGUGAACAUGGAUUAAUAUCGAUCUAUGCCCAUCAUAUAAUUUUAAAUAUGUUAAGCGUUUGGUCGAAUAAUGGAUCAGAUUUAUUGUCAUUGAAGAAAAUCGGUGAUUGUAAACUUAUUGUUCAAUUAUUACGAUUGUUAGACUAUCAUUACAAUUAUAUUCAAAUCCAUACAGAUGAAAAUGUUGACCGAAUGAAGUCAAUUGUUCGAUCGACUGUCAAUAUCGAAAUGAAUAUCUUACUGAAACAUCAUAAAACAAUACAUGAUGAAAUAACAAAUGAAAUAAUGAAACAAAAAGCUCCUUUACUCUAUUAUUUGCAAAAUGAUAUUAUUAUUCAAUCAAUAGGACUUUUAAUGAAUCGAGAAUUAUUAUUUGAAUCUACAGUAGUCGAUAGUCAGGAACCAAAUAUUAAAUUUAUUCUGAAAUUUAUGGAUUUAUUUGUCAACUUGGUAACUGACAAAUCGACCUUGAAACAGAAUGAAACCAAUUUUCUUGUUCCAAUUCUUUUUCCUCCUGUGUUAAUCAAUUUAUUAUUCGAUCUAUUUCUUGCAAGUCCAAUGCAUCAAUUGAAAAUAUCAAUUCUUCGUCUAUUUUCCACGUAA